This is a messenger RNA of Nylanderia fulva, 1368 nucleotides long. RefSeq names its product dnaJ homolog subfamily C member 9. Gene Ontology annotation, molecular function: heat shock protein binding. The record is from RefSeq and is a predicted model, not a curated record. Lineage: Eukaryota; Metazoa; Arthropoda; Insecta; Hymenoptera; Formicidae. Gene Ontology annotation, cellular component: cytoplasm; nucleus; extracellular matrix.
UGAAUUUGUUUGUGUGCGUCCCCGAUCCAACAUCCAACACAACGCGCGAAAGUUCUUCACGUUGUCUUUUAAUCUGUCAAUUUCAAGAAAAAUUUCCUGUAAAUCCGUCGCAAAUCCGCCGACAUGGCGAGUUUAUUGGACUUGUGCGAGCAAUAUUUCGGCGCCCGUAAUUUUUAUGAUGUAUUGAAGAUUUCAAAAAACGCGAAUGACAAGCAGGUGAAGAAGGCUUAUCACAAACUGUCCUUACUCGUACAUCCGGAUCGAGUCGAAGAAAGUAUCAAGGCCGAAGCAACCGAGAAGUUCAAAGUCUUAGGUAGAAUACAUUCCAUUCUCAGCGACAAUGAUAAACGCAAAAUUUACGACGAAUCCGGACAAUACGAUGAGGAAAGCGAAGAGGUUGUUAUGCGCAAUUGGGCAGAUUAUUGGAGAUCCUUGUUUAAACCAAUCACUGUCGAAGAUAUCAAUAAUUAUGAGAAGAAUUACAAGGGAUCGGAGACGGAGAUAAAGGAUCUUAAAAGGGCAUAUAUAGACAGCAAAGGAGAUAUGGAUUAUAUCCUGGAAGCUGUUCCGUUUACAAAUUGUGAUGAAGAACCAAGACUGUACGCUAUAAUUGAAGAUUUGAUCAAGAAUGAUGAAGUCCCAGAAUAUAAGGCUUUCACUAACGAGAAUGACAAGAAAAAACUGCGCAGGAAAAGAAAGUGGGCUAAGGAGGCAGCGGAAGCUGAACGUUUGGAGAAGAUGCUAAAGCUGGAAAAUGAGGAAAAUGCGGCCACGAACGAUCUCGCGUUAGUGAUUCAAAAUCGUAACAAAGCUCGCGCCAGUCAAUCGGACAGUUUCUUCGAUUCGUUAAUUGAGAAAUACGCAAAGAGCACUGAAAAAACGACGAAGAGAAAGGCUGCACCCGCAAAGAAAACUACAAGAAAAAUUAAAAAGAAAGCCUAGAGAUAAAUUAGCGCCGAAACACCUGUCUGUUUUUACUUUAUCUUCAAAAAAGUCUCAAUUUCUAAAUUUUAAUCGCAAAGCACGAAUUUGCUAUAAAUUUCUACAUAAUAAUGGACAGUAUAAUUUUUCUAAAUAUAAGCCCACCAAGACUGCGUAAAAAUGCCAAUAAACUAAACAGACUAAUCUGCUUGGUUUAAUGUCAUUGCGUCAAUUAAUCGCGCGUAUACUGCGACAUAAAUGAAAUUAUAUAGAAUCAAGACUUUUUUUUAAAUGUGUAUGUAUAACAACGUAGAUACAAAAUUGUUACUUAAUUAAUUAAAUAUAAUACGAUAUAAAUUAAUAAAUGCGAUGCAAUUGUAUUUUAUGAAAACUAAGAAUUUCUGUAAUUAAUUUAAAAUUUUAUAGAAUGUGUGAAAUAGAAAAAUA